Messenger RNA from Cololabis saira (Pacific saury), 9513 nucleotides. RefSeq names its product NACHT, LRR and PYD domains-containing protein 12-like. Bases 226 to 3639 code for a protein of 1137 amino acids. The record is from RefSeq and is a predicted model, not a curated record. The transcript has 12 exons. Gene Ontology annotation, molecular function: protein binding. Lineage: Eukaryota; Metazoa; Chordata; Actinopteri; Beloniformes; Belonidae.
GCAGGUAACGUUCAGGUUGGGGCUCUUUAGUGAGAAUCAGUGAAGAAGUGGUUUCCUGGAUGACUUCAUCAGUCUUUCUUUGAGUGUUUAAUGAAACAGAAAAUAUCUUCUCCAGGUGAAGACUCGGCUUCACAGAUCCCACCUGGACAGAAAUGUUGGCGUCAGGUUAGAGGAGACUCAGCUUCAGAUUCAAAGAUGGUGGGUGUUUGUGGUUCAUGUCUCUGAAUGACUGAAGUCCAGAAGAUGGAUGGUUGUGUGGAGAAAGAGGAGGAGAGACCAGAGUCUCCAGGAUCCAUCUGUCCGUCUAUGAAGAGUGACCAGUCCAAAGAACAUCCUCCAUUAUUCAGUAAAGAACCUGGACCCUCAGACACAGAAGGGAGGAAGAGGAGAGCAGUUGGUGUGGAGGAGCAGCCGUCCUGCUGUCCUUUGUGUCAGGACGUCCUGAAGGAUCCAGUCUCCAGCAGCUGUGGACACUGGUUCUGCAGACGCUGCAUGAGCUCAAACUGGGACCAGUCUGCUCCACCAGGAUCGUCCUCCUGUCCCCAGUGUGGAAAAAGAUCCAGAACCAGAGCUGGACUGCAGACAGCCAGUCAGAGCAGAACUGUACCAGCAGAUGCUGGUCUGCAGGAGGUCCUAGAUGAACACAAGACCAGUCUGAGGAGCAGAUGUGAACAUGUGACUGAAGGAACUGAUGAACCAGGAAGUAGAACCCCCCUCAACAGGAUCUACACGGAGCUCUUCAUCACAGAGGGACUGAGUGAAGAGGUUGAUACCCAACAUGAGGUGAUGCAGCUGGAGACAGCUCCCAGGAUGAAGAGACACCAUGACGCUCCAAUCAGGUGCCAGGACAUCUUUAAAGCCUUACCUGACCAACGUGGAGCCAUCAGAGUGGUUCUGACCAACGGCGUCGCUGGCGCUGGGAAAACCUUCUCGGUUCAGAAGUUCUCUCUGGACUGGGCCGAGGGCUGGGAGAACCAAGACGUCACCGUGGUGAUUCUGCUCUCGUUCAGGGAGCUGCACCUGAUCGGAGAUGAGCAGCUCAGUCUUCUCAGGCUGAUCCAGGUUUUCCAUCCAUCGUUCCAGAAGCUCACAGCAGAGCAGCUGGCUGCCGGGAAACCGUUGUUCAUCUUUGACGGCCUGGAUGAAAGCAGACGUUCCCUGGACUUCAACAACGGUCCGGUGGUUUCUGACGUCACACAGAGCUCAUCGGUCAACGUGCUGCUGACCAACCUCAUCCAGGGGAACCUGCUUCCCUCAGCUCUCAUCUGGAUCACCUCCAGACCUGCAGCAGCCAAUCAGAUCCCUCACAAACACGUGGACAGGGUGACAGAAGUACGAGGCUUCACCGACGGCCAGAAGGAGGAAUACUUCAGGAGGAGGUUCGGGGAUGAAGAGCGGUCCAACAGCAUCGUCUCCCACAUGAAGACAUCCAGAACCCUCCACAUCAUGUGUCAACUCCCGGUCUUCUGCUGGAUCACUGCUACAGUUCUGGACCACAUGUUGACCACAGAGCAGAGAGGAGAGCUGCCCAAGACCCUGACUGACAUGUUCUCCCACUUCCUGCUGGUCCAGACCAAGAGGAAGAGGAACAAGUACCAGGAGGGACAUGAGACGAGUCCACAGGAGCUGACGGAGGCUGACAGGGACCUUCUCCUGAAGCUGGGGAGGCUGGCGUUUGAACAUCUGGAGAAAGGAAACAUCAUGUUCUACCAAGAAGACCUGGAGCAGUGUGGUCUUGAUGUCCCAGAGGCCUCGGUGUACUCGGGAGUUUGUACCCAGAUCUUCAGGAGAGAGUGUGAGGUCUUCCAGAAACCCGUCUACUGCUUUGUUCAUCUGAGCAUCCAGGAGUUCCUGGCUGCAGUCUACGUGUUCCACUGUUGGUCCACCAGGAACACAGAUGUGCUGAAGAACUUCCUGGGAGGAUACUACUACAGAUACUCAUCUCUUGAUGACUUCCUGAAGAGAGUCAUGGAGAAAUCCCUGAAGAGUAAAAAUGGCCACCUGGACCUGUUUGUCCGCUUCCUUCAUGGUCUUUCUGUGGAGUCCAACCAGAGACUGUUAGGAGGUCUGCUGAACCAGACAGAGAACGAUCCAGAAACCAUCCAGACAGUCAUCAACAACCUGAAGGAGAUGAACACUGAAUAUAUCUCUCCUGACAGAAACAUCAACAUGUUCCAGUGUCUGAUGGAGAUGAACGACCUCUCAGUUCAUCAGCAGAUCCAAGAGUUCCUGAAGUCAGAGAACAGAUCAGAGAAGAAGCUCUCUAAGAUUCAGUGUUCAGCUCUGGCCUACAUGCUGCAGAUGUCGGAGGAGGUUCUGGAUGAGUUGGACCUGGACAAGUACAAGACAACACUAAGGGGUCGACAGAGACUGAUUCCAGCUGUGAGGAACUGCAGAAAGGCUCGAUUUGUUGGUUGUCAGCUCUCAGAGACUCACUGUGAAGUUGUUGCGUCCGCUCUGAAGUCCAACCCCUCCCAUCUGACAGAACUGGACCUGAGUCAGAACCAGGACCUGCAGGAUUCAGGAGUGAAGGUUCUGUCUGGUGGACUGGAGAGUCCAAACUGUAGACUGGAGACUCUGAGAUUGCAGAGCUGCAGGAUGUCAGGGAUCAGCUGUUCUUCUCUGGGCUCAGCUCUGAAGUCCAACCCCUCCCACCUGGAACAUCUGGACCUGAGUCUGAACAACCUGCAGGAUUCAGGAGUGAAACAUCUGUGGGGUUUCCUGGAGAGUCCAGACUGCAGACUGGAGACUCUGAGGUUGGAGGGCUGCUGGUUGUCAGAGAUCAGCUGUUCUUCUCUGGUGUCAGCUUUGAAGUCCAACCCCUCCCACCUGAAACAUCUGGACCUGAGCUGGAACCAGCUGCAGGAUUCAGGAGUGAAACAUCUGUGUGGUUUCCUGGAGAGUCCAGACUGCAGACUGGAGACUCUGAGCUUGCAGUGCUGCGGUCUGUCAGGGAUCAGCUGUUCUUCUCUGGUCUCAGCUCUGAAGUCCAACCCCUCCCACCUGAAACAUCUGGACCUGAGAUUCAACUACAAGCUGCAGGCUGCAGAUGUGGAGCAGCUGUCUGAUCUGGUGCAGAGUCCACACUACCAGCUGCAGACUCUCAGGUCGGAGCGCUGCAGUGUGUCAGAGAUCAGAUGUGAUGAUCUGGUCUCAGCUCUGGAGUCCAACCCGUCUGAUCUGGAACAUCUGGACCUGAGUAAGAACAAGCUGCAGGAUUCAGAUGUGAAGCAGCUGUGUGGUUUCCUGGGUGGUCCAGACUGCAGACUGGAGACUCUGAGGUUGAAGGACUGCUUGUUGUCAGAGAUCAGCUGUUCUUCUUUGGUCCCAGCUCUGAAGUCCAACCCCUCCCACCUGAAACAUCUGGACCUGAGUCACAACUACCUGUAUGAUUCAGGAGUGAAACAUCUGUGUGGUUUCCUGGAGAGUCCAGACUGCAGACUGGAGACUCUGAGGUUGGAGUUCUGCUUCUUGUCAGGGAUCAGCUGUUCUUCUCUGGUCUCAGCUCUGAAGUCCAACCCCUCCCACCUGAAACAUCUGGACCUGAGCAGGAACAACAACCUGCAGGCUGCAGAUGUGGAGCAGCUGUCUGGUCUGGUGAAGAGUCCAGACUACCGGCUGCAGACUCUCAGCAAAUGAAGCAAACAGCUGACGGUGGAGCAGGUGGAUUCUUCUCAGAGGAGACGUCCUCCUAUAAUCUCUCAACACCAGUAAAGGUUGGUGAAGCUUGUGUCUCCACCAACCUCCACCUCUCCCUCAUCAAACACCCUGGUCUGCUCCCACCGCACCUUCCUGCUCUCAGACUAACAUUCCUUCUGUCCCUGCUCCUAAAUCUGCUGAAAGCAGCAGUGAAGAGACACAACAGCGUGAAGAAGAAGACUCCAACCUGGGAGAAGGAUGUGAGCCUUUUAUCAGAAUGAAGGCGAUCCCAGCGAGCAACGCUCCGCCUUCCUCUGGUCCUCUAAAACUCUCCACCACAGGUUCCUGUGAGAGGAAGGAAAAGUCCUGCAGCAGGUCCCGUUCAAGCAGCUUUCCCUCGCCCACUCAUCAACCUUCUGCAGAAAGCAGAGCCCUAAAAAGAUGUGGAAGUUUCCCUGCCGGGAACCUGAGCAGCAGCUUUGAGGAGUUCACACCUGCCUGCACUGAUGAGUCUGCUGGUGAAAGCUCCAGGGGCCUCAUUUAUCAACCGUGCGUACGCACAGAUCUGUGCGUAAUGUGUGCGUAAGAACAUUCCCACGCAAAGUAUGGAAUUUAUCAACAUGUACCUGUGCGUAGGAACACGAAUAAAUGUAAGCACAACUCCGACCAUGCGUACACACAAAACCUAGUGGUAGAACAGUGAAACUACAAAUAGAACCCAGUAAAAGAGUCACAGUUCAGCGAUCUCAGACUUCACACAUGUUCCCCGUUUCCUCCAGUUAAUAAAAAUUCUCCAUUAGUAAUUUAGACAUUUUGAAUAAUUGGUGUGACAAGCUAUAAAAGACAGCUGUGGCAGGACGACCUGAAAAGAAAAUACAAGUACCAUGGCUUAUCUUGCACUGUUGGAGGAUUUAGAGACCGUGCGCUCCGAGGGAGCGUGUUUUCAAAGAGCUGAUCGUUCAGUGAGAGACAGAGCGGCUGCUCAGCAGGCACCGCUUCCCCAAAAACAUUCUGAUGGAUCUAUGCCGGGAUUUACAACCUAUGGUGGCGCGAGAGACAAAACGCACCAAAUCCAUCCCAGUCACAUCCAGCUCCAUCCACCCUGGGAUGUUUGGCCACGGGAACAUUCAGAGAGAGAUUGGAGACAUGCGGCAUUUCCCAGCAGAAUCAUGCGGGCAGUGUUGGAUGCAAUCAUUUCUCUGGCCCAACUUACAUCCAUCGCCGGAUUCCCAAACAUUGGAGCUACAGAUUGCACCCACAUCGCCAUAAAAGCACCAUCACACACUGAUGUGUGAAAAAAACGAUAUUGCCAAAAGUUUAUAUGAAACGAUGUCUUUGUUUCUUCAUUUUUAUUAAUACACUUCCCACUUCUCACUUACUCACUUCUCACUUACGCUUGUCAGUAAAUGUAUCUUUUUUUUUUGCUCUCAACCCCCCCAAAUGUUGAAUAUCUGUAGAUAAUUGAUUGUUUUGUUUCAUUUGCCUUUUAUUGUAAACCCUACAAAAUUUUGUUCAAUAAAUUUUGAAAAAAAAAACCCUCCUAGCGGGAGCUGUUUUUGCUCCAUAUAUGGUCAUUUGGAGGCGUUUCUGAACGCAAAUGACAGUAACCUGCACGAGCACGGCAGUUAAGAACAGGUGGGAUUUAUCAUCACUGAUGUGCCACCUGCCUGCUGUGCUGUUGCCGUCCCUGACCCACCAGUCUGGCCCUCGGCAGGAGGGUCCCCCCUUAUGAUCCUGGUCCUGCUCAAGGUUUCUUCCCUCCUAAAGGGGAGUUUUUCUUGCCACUGUUUGGCUUAAGGUUUUUCUCCCACUAGGGGAGUUUUUACCUGCCAUUGUUUAUGUAAUAACUGCUCGGGGGUCAUGUUCUGGGUAUGGGUCUCUGUAAAGCGUCUAGAGACAACUCUGUUGUAUUAGACGCUAUAUAAAUAAAAUUGAAUUGAAUUGAAUUGAAUUGAAUUGAAUUGAAUUGAAUUGAAUUGAAUGUGCGUACGACCGGUGUCCGCACGUUUGAUAAAUUCAGAUUUUUUUGUACUUACAUACAUUCUAAAUUUCAUUCCUACGACAGAAUUUAGAACCUUUUCUACGCACGGUUGAUAAAUGAGGCCCCAGGUUCCAGUGCUCCCGUCCAGGUCAGUACCAGUGCAGAGAGACUGGUGUUUCACAUGAAGGACGGAGGCCCGGUUCUGUACAGGAUCCUUCCUUGGAGCAGGAGCCAGCUGAGCCCACAUCACAAGAAGCUGCAGGAGCCUGUUUGAACUCAGGUGUGUGAAGGAGGUCCAUGUGUCAGCUUCACCUCCCUCACUGAGAUCCACAGGGGGAUGUCGCUUCCUGUUGGUCGCUCACGUGAACCAUGAUGUCAUCCAGUUCAUCAGGACUCAGAAGAUAACAGAAACUCAUGUUGUCAUCCAGUUCAUCAGGGGUCCGUUUCACAAAGCAGGUUCAACAAACUCUGAGUCUAAUCCUGAACUCUUAGUUGAUCUACUCUGAGAUCGGAAACUCUGAGUUUUCGGUUCCAGAACAGCGGAUUUGAGGUAAUUUACUCAACUCUAAGUAGUUUCACCUGGAGUUAAAUGCGUGCGCCACAACUAUAAAAAAGACAGUAUCUAUAGAGCCCUGAUACAACAAUUCACCAUGGCAACCGGCGACAAUAAAAGAUCCAAAUACUUUUUCUUUUUUUCAAACUUUAUUUAACAUUUCAAUUUACAAAAUCCCUUUGAGGAAACAUUAGUUUAAUACGUGCGUAUGGCGAGUAUGAGAGCAUAACAUUUAGAUCAAUUGGUACGGCAGCCGCCACACCUCGGCUUCAGGGGAAAAUGUAAAUGUUUUUUUUUUUUAACACAUUUAUGGAAUUACUCUGUGUUUAUUUGUAUUGAUUUAUUCUAUUACUUAAUACAUAUAAAAUAACUACAAAUGCAUAUCAGAACAACAUGAUGGAUUUCACUAGGUAUUAUCUUUCCCAACACUUGUACCCCCCCUCAUAUCUUGAAAUGUCCCAGCGUCCCUGAUGACAGUGGUCGCUAUCAAUCUGGUUUUUAGCUCUGCAGUGUUACUAACUUACAAAAAUGAAAAGGAAGCAGACAACCACGCAAUUUAAAAAAAGAAAGAAAGAAGGCCAAUGUUGCCCCAGCAGCAGCAGAUAUUAACGAGGCUGUUAGGCACUGAUGGAUUAAUUAUGCAAGUUCAUCUUAAGGUAAGAUAUCAAAUCAUCCUACCCUCUUAUAAAUCUGUUUAAGGGAAAUAUUUGACUUUUUUUUACUCUCUCUUUUUGUCUUCUGCUCCUCCCUCUCCUUUUUGCAUUUGGACUUUAACUGUUUGAAGUUAAACUGGGAUGUCCCUGUGAUAUUGUUGCACUGACAUAGUGAAUAAAGUGAACAGAAUGAGUUAAAUUGCGUUUGUCAGAUACUUUUUCUGCUCUCUAACUCUUCCUGUCCGUGGUGCAGAAAACGGAUGCGUAUCGCGUAAAGGUCAAUUGGCUGAAUUGACGCCACUGAGGGAGGAGACAGAGAGAUACUCAGGGUUUAUGGAAGUAAACCUGCUAGCGAGCAGGUUAGGUUCAGAGAGCCUGUUACUACGGUAACUGAUCGAGAGCUUAAGUUACCUCUCUUUGUGAAACAGGCUAGAGUUACCUCUCUCUCUCUGGUUUGAGUUACCUCCCUUUGUGAAACGGAAAACUCAGAGUUUCCCUCAUUUCAGGGUUAACAGACUCAGAGUUCUCACUAAACCUGCUUUGUGAAACGGACCCCAGGUCUCAGUAGAUAACAGAAACUCAUCCAGUUCAUCAGAAGAAAACAGAAACUCAUGUUGUCAUCCAGUUCAUCAGAAGAAAACAGAAACUCAAGAUGUCAUCCACGUCACGGGCUUUUCUAGUUUCGUUAACGUCAAACGCUGACGAUACACAACUGUACAUGGCCGUGUCUCCUCAUGACACUGGAACAAUUGAUGCCCUUUUUAACUGUAUUUUAGACAUCAAGUCAUGGAUGGCAGCAAACUUCCUACAGCUCAACCAGGACAAAACAGAGGUCUUAUGGUCCUUUUCCACUAGUAUCUACUCAGCGCUUCUACCCGCCACGGCCCCGUCUUGCUCUUUUCCACUACGGGCUGAAGCGGGUGGAGCCGUGCCAAGCAGAUACUUUUUCUGUAACCAUUCUGCCGAGGUUCUAACUGGGCUGAGCCGGGACUAUUUCUGACGUCAUCACCCUCCGCGCCACUGAUUGGUCGGGGGGCGGGGUCGUCAGACGUUUGAAUCAGGAAGCGGGAGUCAGCGCGAGGCGACUAGCGGCGAUUUUGUUAUACAGCACAAACGUCUGUUUGGUGAUCCAACUCUGAGGGUCAGAUGUUCAUAAACCUGGUGGCUGACGAUUCAAUUCAAUUCAGUUUAUUUGGGAAGGGACAGUGUACAUUCAUAUACAUUUAGAAUUAAAAAUGCAAAUGCACCCAAUUUUAGCUACAGAGCUAGUUUCCAUUGGCAGUCCCCCGGCUAAAAAUAUAAAACAAAGACAAGUUAAACAACAAGUUAGAACAAAUACAAAUAUAGCGUGCAAAAAGUUUCUGUUCGAGAGAAGACGAGAGAAUUAAAAAAGGAUGUAGACGGGCUGUUUUACUCUCAGCCACUCGCGGCUCCAGCUGAUUUCUCAUCUGCGCCGACACAAACAAAGGAGUUGCACAAUCGAGUACGUCACAGCAGCUUCACCCCAACCUGCCCAUUUCUCACCUGGGGGGGGGGACAAACCAGGACAAAGCGGGUGGAGCCGGGACGAGCCGAGUUGGGCUGAGUAAGUACUAGUGCAGUGUCUCCCAACCUGGGGUCCGGGCCCCCCCUGGGGGGGCGCCACAGAUCUCUGGGGGGGCGCGAAUCUUUGUCUGCUUUGAAAUUAUGCAGUUGUAAAAAUUAUAUUUGCGAAUGAGUCAUUCAUAAGACAUUGUUAAGAAUAAUUUAUGAAUGUCUUGAAUAGUUUUUGUGUUUUUUAUACACUGGUGACAAACACAGGAAAUUAUUUCAUUCCUUAUUAUUAUUAUAUCAGUACUCAACAUUUAAUCUACUCCAACAGGUUGUUAAAGGAAAAAUGUUGGUCUCAUAUUAAAAGAGACAUCUUUCAGAAAUAUUUUUAUGUCCUUUUAUGUGUAUUUUAUACAUUGGUGAUAUUGGACAAAAACAUAGGCAUAUAGUAAACCAAAGAGAAAUGUAUCAAAAAAACAUAAUUCAUGUUCAUUUUUUCAAUUAAAGACUCUUUUGGUGCUAGUACGUACAGGUCGGGGGGACUGGCUGGUCUUAGACACUAGUAGGGGGGGCUGCAAGGAAAAAAGGUUGGGAACCAGUGUACUAGUGGAAAAGCGCCAUUAUUCAUUGGUCCUGAAGCCCAGAGAGAGAAACUUUUACCAAAGUUACAGGAUUUUGAAUCCUCAAAAUCAGUUAAAAAUCUGGGCGUGAUUUUUGACUCUGAGCUCACUUUUAUUCCACAUAUUAAAACCAUAACAAAGAUAGGUUUUUACCAUCUUAAGAACAGCAAGAGUCCGUCCGUUUCUCUCUCAGGCCAGUACGGAGGUGCUAAUGCUUUUAUUAUUUGUGGUUUAGAUUAUUGUAACUCCCUGCUCUCUGGUCUUCCCAAAAAUAACAUGUACAACCUACAACUAUUACAGAAUUCAGCAGCAGCGUGCUGACAAGGACCAGAGGGCGGGAGACAUUACACCUGUUUUAAAAUCCCUGCAUUGGUUCCCUGUGCACUUCACCAUCCAUUUUCAGGUUCUUUUACUAGUUUUUAAGUGUCUUAAUGCUCUUGGGCCUUCUUAUUUGUCUGCCCUACUUUUUAAUACGUUUUAUGUUUGUGUAUUUGUUUCAUGUAAAGCACUUUGUGCUGCAUUCUAUGCAUGAAAGGU